GGCACUGGCUCGUCCGGUCAGAUUUAGUUCUUUACGAUUUCAACUAGGCGCGUCAAGUGCAUUGUUGUUCCUCCAGCUCUCUCCAGGAUUUUUUUCCCCAUUUAUAUUCUAACUUAAAAGAAAAAAAAAAGAUUUAUUUAUUGUAGCUUUUAAUCUUUAUAAAUAUAUUACAAACAAAGCUUAAAACUUUUUUUUUUUUGUUUUCUCUAUUUCACUUUAUUAAUUCUCUUCCUCGUCUUUGGUUUCGAUUCAGUUGGGUGUUUUUUUUCUUCUGCUAGUUGUGGUUUUCAGCUUUUGUUCUAUGUUGAUCGAAGCUUCACUUCACAGUUCUUGGUAUCCGCAGUAAAAAGGUGGGACAUUUGUUGUCGCAUUGGGGAAGAAGAAGAAACAAUUUUGUCUUUGAGACCCUACUUUAAUGGCUUCUUCAGCUUCUGGGAUUUUCUUUCAAGGAGAUGAUGAAUCUCAAAGUUUCAUCAACUCUCACUUGACUUCCUCUUAUGGGAAUUCAUCUAACUCUGUACCUGGAUGUGGUGGCUAUCACAAUCUCAGUAUGGUUUCUGGGGAUAUGCAUAAUCCGGUUAUGAUGAGUGUUUCAACCCCUGGUCCAAGCGCUGGAGCUAGUUCAAUGGUGACUGAUGCUAAUUCAGGGCUUUCUGGAGGUGGUCCUCAUUUGCAGCGUAGUGCUAGCAUCAAUAACGAGUCCUAUAUGCGUUUGCCUGCGUCUCCAAUGUCCUUCUCUUCAAACAAUAUCAGCAUCUCUGGGUCGUCAGUUGUUGAUGGGUCUACUGUGGUACAAAGACAUGAUCCAAGUGUUCAGCUUGGUGGCUCCAGUGCUACAUCGCUGCCUACAUCACAAACUAAUCAAAUCCCGCUUUCGAUGGCUCGUCGUGCUUCUGAAUCCUUCUUUCAAGACCCAAACAACUUGAGCCAAGCUAGGAAAAAACCUAGGUUAGAUUCAAAGCAGGAUGAUGCUUUGCAGCAGCAGAUUUUGCGUCAGUGGCUUCAGAGACAGGAUAUGUUGCAGCAGCAGCAGCAGCAACAACAGCAAGGCCAAAACCCGCAGUUCCAACUUUUGCUUCAGCAACAAAAGCUGAGGCAACAGCAGCAACAAUAUCUUCAGUCGCUCCCACCAUUGCAACGGGUUCAGCUGCAGCAACAGCAACAAGUGCAGCAACAACAACAGUUGCAGCAGCAGCACCAACAACAACAGCAACAGUUGCAACAAGGAAUGCAACUGCAGUUAACCGGUGGGCCAAGACCUUAUGAAAAUAGCGUCUGCGCUCGAAGAUUGAUGCAGUACUUAUAUCAUCAGCGACAAAGGCCUUCUGAGAGCAGUAUUGUUUAUUGGAGGAAAUUUGUCACGGAGUAUUUUUCUCCUCGCGCAAAGAAAAGAUGGUGUCUUUCUCAUUAUGAUAAUGUGGGGCAUAGCGCACUUGGUGUUUCUCCUCAGGCAGCCACGGAUGAAUGGCAGUGUGAUCUUUGUGGUUCUAAAUCAGGAAGAGGAUUUGAAGCAACUUUUGAUGUCCUGCCAAGGCUUAACGAGAUCAAAUUUGCAAGUGGUGUCCUUGACGAGCUUCUUUAUCUGGGCGUACCAUCUGAACGCAGAUAUGGUUCUGGUAUUAUGGUGUUAGAGUACGCAAAAGCAGUUCAGGAGAGUGUGUAUGAACAGAUCCGUGUUGUUCGCGAAGGCCAUCUUCGGAUUAUAUUCUCCCAAGAGCUUAAGAUUCUCUCAUGGGAGUUCUGUACUCGCAGACAUGAAGAGCUACUUCCUCGUCGCCUAGUAGCUCCACAGGUGAACCAACUACUUCAGGUUGCAGAGAAAUGUCAGAGCACAAUUGAUCAAAGUGGAUCAGAUGGGAUUCAUCAACAGGAUUUGCAAGCGAAUAGCAAUAUGGUCAUGGCUGCUGGACGUCAACUAGCAAAAAGCUUGGAGUCACAUUCACUCAAUGACUUAGGCUUCUCCAAACGAUAUGUUCGAUGUUUGCAGAUUUCUGAGGUUGUCAGCAGCAUGAAAGAUAUGAUUGACUUCUGCCGUGACCAAAAAGUUGGUCCAAUCGAGGCUUUGAAGAGCUAUCCAUAUCGAAUGAAGGCUGGUAAAUCGCAGAUGCAGGAGAUGGAGCAACUAGCAAAUUCUGCUCGUGGACUUCCACCUGACAGGAACAGUCUCAACAAACUGAUGGCCUUACGAAAUUCCGGGAUUAACAUACCGAUGAACAAUAUGACCGGUCAAGGUGCUCUUCCUGGCUCUGCACAAGCUGCUGCCUUUGCGCUUACCAAUUACCAGACCAUGCUCAUGAAACAAAACCACCUGAAUUCAGACCAAAACAACACUACGAUCCAACAAGAGCCAUCAAGAAACCGGAGUGCAUCUCCGAGCUAUCAAGGAACUAGUCCUUUGUUGCCUGGUUUUGUGCAUAGCCCAUCUAUAAGCGGUGUUUCUUCCCAUCUGUCUCCUCAGCGGCAAAUGCCAAGCUCCAGUUAUAAUAAUAGCUCAACCCAGCAAUACCACCAACAACCACCUUCCUGUAGUAGCGGUAACCAAACAUUGGAACAACAAAUGAUUCACCAAAUAUGGCAACAGAUGGCAAACAGCAAUGGAGGCUCCGGUCAACAACAACAACAACAGCAGUCACUAUCUGGUCAGAACAUGAUGAAUUGCAAUGCCAACAUGGGAAGAAACAGAACAGAUUAUGUUCCUACAGUGGAAACACUAAGCACCGGCUCCAACAGAUUCAGAGGUAUUAAGGGGUUAGAGCAGGGCCAAAACCAGGACGGUAUGGUCUCUAAUACAUCUCUCAACUUUGCGAAUAACGGGUUCUUUAGCAAUGAGGUUGAUGAAAACAUGGGAUAUUCUUGGAAGGCAUGAGAGGUCUUUUGGGAUUUGAUAGUUAGUUUCCAAUGUUGUCUUUGUAAAGAACUGAGUUAAAGACUAACUUUCUUAGGUAUAUGAAUCUCAUGAGGGGGUUUCAAUGUUGACGUGUCUACGAUGUUGUUGUUCUUUCUUCUUCUUAGAUUAAGCUUCUCUUUUUAUGAAGAGGUUUUUCUGGAAAGUGUUACUAAUUCUGGAAAAGAAGACUCUGUUCUUCAAGAACUCAUCGCUUUAUCAAUCAAUAUGUGCUUUUUUCGUCUA
Molecule: messenger RNA, 3130 nt
Organism: Camelina sativa (false flax)
Lineage: Eukaryota; Viridiplantae; Streptophyta; Magnoliopsida; Brassicales; Brassicaceae
Product: putative transcriptional regulator SLK2
Source: RefSeq, a predicted model, not a curated record